UGGGCUCGCUGGCGCCCGGUUCCUCCAGUCAGUCGGUCAGCCAGCGAGGGAGGCGGGCGGCUGUUUGGUUGUUCUGUCCAGAUGUUUCUUAUUGUGUGAUGGUUUGCCUCUUUGGCGAGCCUCUCUCCUAAGGCGGCGGCCACAUCUCUGCCCUGGCCGGAGGACGAGGACGAUGAAGAAGAAGAGCGAGGAGGAGGAGGAAGAGGAAGCAGGGGUCCCAACCGCCCGCCUCGCAGCCCUGAGUCAAGCCCGUGGAAUAAUGAGAUUCUCUGCACAAGAAGAACUGCAAUAGCUGUAUUCCUUUCAACCUGGCAAUAUUUGUGCUAAGCACAACGUCAAGAAAAAUAGACCUCCAUGGUAUGUGGAUUGUGUGGACAAGACUGAUAAUGACCAGAUUAAGGCUUCCUGGAAGUGGUGAUUGCCAACAGAACUGCCAGUUGUGACGGCACAAGCAUAGCAUUUGGAAUGUGUUCAGUUCGGUAGCAUCAAGGAGGGGAGAGGCUACUGCAGUCUCAACAGGUGCUGUGCAAGACGUAAUAAUCACCUCAGUUUUUGACAUGAAGAAAGACAUAGAUGCCUUAAUAGCAGAGGAAAGAGCAGAAAUUCUUGAUAAAUACGAGAAGGGAAGGCAGGAAGGGGCUCAGAUUGAUCCAUGGGAAGAUGCUGACUUCACACUCUACAAAGUUACAGACAGAUUUGGGUUUUUGCAUGAGCAUGAGCUACCAACUCGCAGCGCUCUGGAAGAGAAGCAAAAACUUCAAGAGAUUGAACGAGUGGACAAAUGGUUGAAAAUGUUAAGAAAAUGGGGAAAAUACAGAAACAGUGAAAAGAUGUUCCGCAGAGUUUAUAAAGGGAUUCCCCUCCAAGUACGUGGCCAGGUCUGGUCUCUCUUGUUGGACAUUGAGAAGAUUAAGAUGGAGAAUGAAGGAAAAUAUGAGAAAAUGAAAGAACAAGCCAAGGAUUUCUCAUCAGAAAUAAAGCAGAUAGACCUGGAUGUUAAUAGAACUUUUCGAAACCAUAUCAUGUUCCGGGAUCGCUAUGGAGUUAAGCAGCAAGCUUUGUUUCACGUCUUGUCAGCUUAUUCUGUUUACAACACGGAAGUGAGUUACUGCCAGGGAAUGAGUCAGAUUGCAGCCAUCCUGCUGAUGUAUUUAAAUGAGGAGGAUGCCUUUUGGGCCCUGGCACAACUGCUUACCAAUCAAAGACAUGCAAUGCAUGGGUUUUUCAUUCCUGGAUUCCCAAAGCUGCAAAGAUUCCAAGCCCAUCACGAGGCAAUCUUAAAUAAACUUUUUCCAAAGCUGAAGAAGCACAUGGACAAAGAGCAGAUGUCUACAGGGAUUUAUACAACAAAGUGGUUUCUCCAGUGCUUCAUUGAUCGGACCCCCUUUACUCUAACACUGCGGUUGUGGGAUAUCUACAUCCUGGAAGGAGAGAGAGUUCUGACAGCCAUGGCAUACACCAUUCUCAAACUGCAUAAAAAGCGCUUAUUGAAAAUGUCCCUGGAAGAUCUACGGGAAUUCCUUCAGGAAAAAAUUGCUACUUCUUUGCAAUUUGAAGAUGAUAUUAUAAUAGAGCAAUUGCAAGCAUCUAUGACCGAACUGCGUAAAAUGAAAUUUGAUCUUCCUCCUCCAGCAAAGUCUGAAGAAUUUCCCAAGAAAGUCCUGGGUCUGGAACUCUCUCUAAAUCUUGUGUCAAUGAAGCCAAGUGUUGCAGCUAAUGGACAGCAAAAGGAUGUCAGUGACCUCAACCAGGACAAAGAUGCCCUGAUACAACCUUCUCCUGAUAAAAGCCUUUCUCGCCUGAAUGAAACUAUUGGCAAUUCAAAUACUGGAAAAGAGGAGAGCCCUGACCAUUCACAACCUAAUGGUCUUCCCUUGAAAGCUGAAGAAGCAGUUGUGCACCAUGAUCCAUUCCAGAAUAAUGAAUCAAACCCAAAGUUUGAAAUAGAGGAGAAAAAAGAAGAAGAAAAUGACAAUAGAAUUCCAUCAGAGGAUAAUCUUGUAGUGUUGAAUGAGAUUCAUGUCACUGAAAAAAAACAAGAAGAGCCUAUGGCCACUAAUGAAACUGAUUCUUUAGAGAGCAGCAGCACAGAGAGAAGUAGUAUACAGAAAAAUAACCCCUGUUUUUCUAUAGAUGAUAGCAAUCCUGUUUCGCAGGUGCAGACAGGACACCUGUCCGUUGACAGCUCUCUGUGGGAAUCAUCCUUACAGAGUCAGACCGCAGAAGCAGACCUUUCUGCCAGCCACAAUAGUAUAAUUUCAUUGUCAGGGUCAGAGUCACCACAUCAAGUGCCAUUGCUUCCCUCUGUCGAAGAGCAAAGUGCCAUAGAUUCACCAUUGUCUGUGCAAAAUGCAACAGCACUUCAGCAUGAAAGUACUACCUGCGCUUCUGAAGAUUUAUUAUGUGAGCAUGCUGUACUGCUUCCAGAUCAUAUGGCCCACCCCCCAAGUACAGAACCCUCUUUUAUUCCAGGGCACAGCAUGUCCACAACAUGUGAUUUUCCAGAAGCUAUGGCAGCUCCAUGUACAGUCAGACAUGCUAUUCUCCUUUUACCAUUUCAGGAUGAUCAACGGCGACCUUCUGAUGCAUCUCAGUAUGAUAACCUGUCUGAGGGUGAAAGUGAAGACAGUAAUUGCCCAGUACAUGUUCACAGUUCUGACAAACUGGCAUUGCCAGUACCACAGGAUGAGCUCUCUACUCCAGCUUUAAAAUGUACAAUCCCCAGGUCUGUAUCUGUUGGGGAAAUAGAAAAUCUCCAGGAGCAAAUUUGGAAAAUGGUAGAUUUGGAACAACAGCCAAAAGGAUUUGACCAAGCCUUCACCAUACUGUCUCAUAAUAAGAGUCUGACUGGUGGAGGCAGUGUGCCACUUUUAUUAGAGCUAGAUUCUGAUGCUGGGCAGCUGUCAGAAGCUUUCCAUGGUCGCCCCACUUCAUCCCCAGUGCUGCAGGAACCACACAGCCCCUUCAGAAUAGUAAAGACUACCACCCCUCUUCAUUUAGCUCAUGCUAUGGAGCAAGGCUUCAUGAGCAAAAAGCAUGUGGCUUUGCCUUUGCUUGAGACCAGCUACCAUGAUGCAGCAGAUGAUGACAAACUUGCUCUUGCAUUCAAGGGUACUGCAGAAGAUGGCACUGCCCAAGACUGUGUUCCGAAGUCACAAAAUGAUCUGGGUGGCUUACCUGCCCUUCAAAGGCCAAAACCAAAAGUGCCACCAAAGAUGUUCAAAACUCAUUCAGAUAAUAGUUUCUCUCCAGGCUGCCCUCCCAUGGUACAGAUGACCAAAUCAGUCACAUUCUAAUAGAGCUGAGGAGGAGUUGAUUAAAGGUACAUGGUGGUUGUUCAUAAGAAAUGGGAAAAGCACAGCCUAAUGGAAGACUAGAGAGCCAGUCCCAUAGCUACUCAUGCUGUGUCCAGGUUCAGGGUGGGGUUUUGAAUACAGGUCAGUCUUUAGUAGACAAUGCCUAUGGGCGGAUUCUCUAAACUUGGCUUCUCAUCUUCAAACAUGUCCCAAAGUGCUUUUGAAUCAUGUUUUUCAUAUUGCCUUCCUCACAACUGGGUUGAUAUAUAACACGUUGAAAUCUGUUGAAACCAUUUGCACUGUUUCCUUCUAGAUACUUCAAACUAAAAAAUUAAGUUGAAUGUUUAAACAGUGGUGAGACAGAGGGAGGAGUUUGAGGAAGCAAGUGACUACUCAGCUGCAAAAUUGGGACAGUAGCACAUUUUUCAGUAGCAAUACUUGUUUCUGUUUCUGUCUGACACCCAACAUAGUCUUCUAAAAGAGGUUGUGGGUGAUUUGUGUAAGGAAAGUUGACUUUCAUAGCAUCUAUGCAAUAUCUAUGCACACAUUAUUGAUGUGUGUAUUCUCAUGCAGCAAAAUCAGGCAAUUCAGCAUGCCUGUUCUUAGUUGUUUUGCUCUCUUAUUUGUUUGCACUGAUGAGGUUUCUCAAAGCUUAUUAAAAUAUUCCAUACAACGGGUUUUUUGUUCUACUCAGCCAUGUAAUAAUCUAUAUAGGAAGCAAGAACAACUUCUGAGGAAAGCCAACAUGGCAGUCUAGAUUGCAUUUGCUGAAUUGUUUGCAUGUCUGUUCAUGCACCUGGACCCUUUAUGUACUCCAAGAGGGAUGGCAGUAGUAGAUGGAAGAAACUGUAGCAAGGUCUCUGUACCCAUGUUUUUUUUUUCUUGUGCCGAUUCUGAAAGUGAGCUGGCUCAGAAGGCUUGUGUAAUUGGGGGGUGGGGGUGCGGGUUGUGUAGUGCUAUAGGAACUAGAAUUCUCUUGGCUCUUACAAGAUGUAACUGCAGGAGUACCAUGAAACCAACCAUGUGCAGUCCAGCCUCAUGAAAAAUGUCAUGCGAUAGUAAUCUACACUCCCAUCUUUGCAUGUUUAUAUGCAAAGUUUGCCCAGAUAAAUCCCAUCAAGCAUGCAUAGGAUUGCUUUCCUAGUAACAUGUUGAUUUUGCAGACUUUUCAGUUUGCCAGCAGAGUGUACAGUGCUCAAGAAAGUAAUUAUGGCUUUAGAAGGUAGCCUUUAGAAAGUAGGAUAUACAUUUUGCUUUAUAAACGCAGGUAUUACUAAAAACUGAACUUUAAAAAGAAAGUUAUUCAAGACAUGGCUUUACAAAUAAACAUUUAUUGCUAUUAGAGCUUCACAGCCACAGCCCAACACAAAAGAAGCAAGCUCUUCUCCAGUCCUCAAGUUUAAAUUGUUAUACUGAAAUGUAUGCAGAGCUGUAAUCCAUCGCUGUUUGCACCCCAACUUCUUAAGAGAUUGCUUUUUCCUGUAUGAAAAGAAAUGCCUCUCUGUUUUGAAAUUAAGGAAUGACCAAAAAAACAAAGCUGCACCAACUCAAUGGAUUGGCAUUUUUCUAGUACAUUACUGCAGAAGUGAAACUCAAAGGCAGUCCAUAACAUCCAGAUUAAGAUUAUCUUUAUGUUCCCAGGGAUGGUCUGCAUGGAUUUAGUACCAGGAACUUGGAAUCUGUCUUCGUUUCUUAAUCUAGUUUUUGUUGCUGUUGCCUUUGUAAAUUAGUUAAUCUUUCCUUCAUAGGAGUGAUGUGAGGGCAAAUACAUAGUGAGGUCUUGCAGUUUUCUAUAACCACUGAGUAAAAUGGUUGCUAAUUUGGAGUGGCUAGAACAUCGUACAAGGAAAGACAAAGCUCCUACAUCAAUGGAGUUUUACAUGUUACUUUCCUAACUGUUGCACAGCUGAUGAAAAAUGAAUGUGUCUGUGUAUGUAUCAGACCCAUCAGGUUAAUGUCAAUAUAAAUUGUAGUAUUCUUUUUGCUCAUUGCUUCUACAUCACAAAAAGAAAUAUUGAAAAAUGAAUGAAAUCAAGCUGAGAUUUUAAUGAAAUUCCACAGAACUGGCUGUUUGAGUUCAUAUUGUACAGAAUAGGAGUAGCCUGGCCUGUCAAUUCCUAUUUCUGUCUGUAUCUCCCUUAUCUGUCUAACAAGGUGGGAUCAGGCGCUCAGAGCUAUUAAGAUAAUUCUAUAAUGGCUUGCUGUUAAAGAAGCUCAUCGAGAGCCAAUGCACAUCCCAGUAAACACCGACAUGUCUUGAACCUGUGAUGCACAUUAAAAGGGAAGCUGAUGGACAAGGCAGGCUCUGAGCAAUUGUAGUAGGUGAUCCAUGAGAUAGGAAUUCCAGGUCCUUGCUAAGUCUUACAGUGUUCCAUAGCAUAAUUUUGAGUAGUAGGGGGAAAUGUGCAACUUUCCAGCUCUUCUUGGGCUCAAAUUGCUACCAACAUCAGCCAGCAUUUCCAGUGGUGAGGAAUGAAGGUACUUGUAGAUUUAGAAGUGAAGAGCCACAUGUUCUACAGCCUUUCUUUAAACCAAGUUGCACUGAAGAAUUUCAACUGGAUUUGCUCAACUUUUUAAAAUUGCUCCACUUGAUGUGAGGCUGUCAGAUAAUGUGAACAGAACUGUAAUUUGGGGGUGGAAGUUAAACUCUCUGAUUAUUAUUUCUCAGUUAAUGCAUUUGCUUCUUCAGUUAUCUCAUUUUCCCAUUCAACAAAAGGCAGGUAAUUCACCUUUGAAAUUUUUUUUGUAGAUUAUUAAUCAAGUUAUUUCCCUUCAGUCUAUGUUUGCCAGAUAUUUGUUUUUAGUAUCUUUGUCCUUUUACUAGGGACAUUCACAUUGCCCCUGUAGUUCAGUAUUUUGGAGCUUUAUCUGAACAUUUAUUCAUCUCCCCUCCCCUCUUUUGCCAUUGUCCCAAUACAGUCUGUGUUCACAAUCCAGUGAGAUUGGAGUGAAUUUUUGAGCUUUAUUAUUACCCUUUCCACCAUCAAGUGCUGUACCCCUGAAACCUUACAGCAAAGAAAGCAGAAUGAUCUCCAUUUAACAUGUUGAGGGAAGGAAGCUGUGGUGUCAUUCCUCCCUUGGCUUUAUUUUUAAAAAGUUGUGUUGCACACAGCCUUUGCAUGGGAACAUUUGUCCAAGGUAGAAAAUUGAGGCAAUGGCUUAAAAACAUAUCUUGCAUCACUACCACAAUUCACACCACAGUUCCUAUUUGCCACAUUAACUGCAACGUAUUCCAUACUACUUGCCUUAACUGACCAUCAAUAAAUAUUUACAGUAAAAAAAUAAGAUACCCUUUGAUAAAAUAUAAGAAAUAUUAGUAUCCUGCAAAUGAAAAUGCAUAUUUUGGGCAUGUAUUGCUAAAUAAGCUGAUUGUGUUUCUAAGUCUGAAUGUUUUAACAAGAUACGGCUAAAUUUUAACUUUGAAUUAAGGCUAAAAAAAUGGUUAAAUAAGCCUUUUUGGCUGAACUUGUUUUGAGAUUCUGUUUUAUGUAGGAUUGACUAGUCUGUUGUGUCUAUACAGUAGCAAAAUAAUAAUGCAGGAUCUCAUGGUGGGACUAGUAGUCUUGAACUACAUUGAGACCUCUGAUAUUAAUUCAAAACACUCUGAAAAGGUGGCAGGUUCCAGAGCAAGAACAGGCUUCAUAUUUCCUCUAAAUACGCCCUUUCUUCUGUAAUUUUGGUUAAGCCAAGAACAUGAACAACCCAUAGUUUACUAGAGACAGACUUUCAAAGGUGCUACAAGUGUUAACCACAUGAAUAGUUACAAGGAAGGCCCCUAGUUCUACUGGAAGUAAGGUAAGUGCCACCUAGGGUAGAGCUGCUAUUAUCCAAUGUGGUGGGUAGGAAGGUUGUUCCUAGGGAAUGGCCACAAAUUUGUGCUAUUGGCUACUGAGACAAGAUAGCCAUGCAUUUGUUCAUGUUUUAUUGUGUUGCUUUCAAGUCAUUCCCAUCUUAUGGCAACCCUAAGAUGAACAUAUCAUAGGAGUUUCUUGGCAUGCUUUGUUCAGAGGGGAUUUGCCAUCACCUUCUUCUAAGACUAAAAAAGUGUGAUAUGCCUAAGGGCAUCCAGUGGGUUGCCAUGGUUAAGUGGGGAUGUGAACCCUUGUCUCUUGGAAUCUUAAUCCAGCACUCAAAAAACACUGCACCAUGCUGACUCUUUUUGGUGGUGAAACUGUUAUUUACAUUUAGGAUAUAAAAUGUAACUUUAACUAAUAGGAUUAAAUCAUGCUGUAUAUUGCAUUAUGAAAAAGAAUGCAGCUAGCAGUUCUCUGGUUGCAAGUAAAACCCCACAUGAAAUAACUAGUGUUAAAUAAUGUUUAAGAUGUGCCAUUUUCUUUACAAUACAACUACCAAAGUAAAAACUGGCCAUCUAGGUUUUCCUACAGUGUCUGUUCCAAAGAUACAACUCUCCAUUCUUGUUACAUGCAGCACUCUCUGGUACGUGAAACACACUCAUGUUAAACAAAAAGGAAGCAAAUUCAAAACAUUAUUCAGUCAUAAAUGGUUUUCCUGCAUCAUCUGUUUGCAUUCAAUGCAUAAAUGUAUUUUCAUUGGGGGAAUCUGUUCCAAGCCCACACAAAGAACUGAACCUCCCCUGCUCCAGCUUCUUCCAACUUCAGUUUGAAAGGUACUGCUGCAAGUGGGGAAAUGGCUAUGAGGCCUGCUUCUUGCUCUGCUUCCUUCCAGGCAUUCUCUUUAAUCCAUAAAGGAAAAUGGGUUCCCUGGAACUACAAAGACAAGUAUCCACAGUUAUAGUAAUACAGACUUUUUUGAAUGUCAUUAAAUCUAUAUUUAGUUCAGUGCAUCAAUAUAAAUACAAAAAACAUUGCUAUACAGUAAAACAGGACUGUUACAUUCACAGUAAAAAGAAUAUUUCUCUCUCGAAAGAUGAAUUGACUCCUCUUCUCAGAAACAAUCAUUGUUUUCAAUAGCUGUAUCUUGUUAAAACAGAAACUUGAACAUUUAAACUUAGAAACACAAUCUGUGUGUGUGUGUGUAUAAAGAGGAAUCAAUUCAUGUAUUUGGAAUCUACUACUUCCCAGUAAAGAACAAUUAUUGUUUACGAGAAGGGGAGUCAAUUCAUCUUUCAAGAGAAAAAUACUCUUUUUACUGUGAAUGUAACAGUCCUUUGUUUUACUGAAGCAUUUGUAUUCAUACUGAUGCACUGAAUUAAAUAUAGGUUUAAUGGCAUUCAAAAACAUUUCUGUAUUACUAUCCUCUUUAAUCCAACCAGCAUACUGUGAUAGUACUGUGAUCAAAUCAAAGUGAGAGAGUGCAAGUAAUGAGACAUGAGAAGGCCUUUGUGGUAUAUGUACCACAAUGUGAUAUAACAGGUAGAUUGGAUGCUUUAAUUUUUCUUCAUACGCUCGCAAAUAUCCUAAUAAAAAUAUCUGUGCAUCAGAGAACUAGAAAAUUCAUGCUGAAAUGCCCGUAACGUAAAAGGAAGGUUAGACAAUGCCAGGGAUAAAAAGAAACUGAAUAGGGUUUAUUUAUUUCAUGUCAAAAGCAUUGCAUAACAAAUACAUUUUUAAAAUGAUGAAGAAAAAAAAGAGGAAAUCACAAGCAACUAAAUAGUUUUAGACCAAAAGCGGGCAACAGCAACCGUAUUGUCCGUAGUUGAAUAGGAUGAUAAUUUAGGAGCUAGCAGGGUAUAUUUUACAUGGAAAAGAUGUACUCUUUUAAAUGAAGGCAUUUCAUUAAAACAGAGUUUUUAAAAAAUGAGUGUCAGAGCCAGCAUAGCCACUAGCCUUGGCAGGUGAGGGAAUCUAGAAAUUGAGGCCAAGAAGUAAUUUUUCCAUGAUACGUAAUAAAAUGAUUAUUUUUAAAAAAAAGAAAAUCUGCUUUCUUAGGAGAUAAAUCUUAGUUCAAUGUGGUGUCAUCAUGAGAGAGUGUACACAAUGUAAGCUAGAAUGUCACAUGGAGGAAGGUACAUAUACUGUUGGCUCUAUUUCCCAAAGCACUUAAUAAGAUACAAUUCUUUCCAUGCUAGAAUUCCUUUAACCCACUUCAAGUUUAAUCUUGAUGAGCUCUAAGUGCCAUGUGUGCCAUUCUUUUUUGUUGCCAUUAUUAUCCAUUUGUAUUUAUCAUCUUUUGACCAGUGAACAAUCUUAUUGAUACAUUAAAAGAGGAAAGAGUACAGACUCAGCCUUGAAAUAAUUUGUAAGACUGGAUUUUUCACUGCCAGAAACUUCAGUCCCUUCAUGUAAAACAGGCAAAGAACAACUUCACCUGUCCUUAAGCAAUUAAUGACAAAUGGUAUUUAGAAGAUUCCUGUGUAGCAGGAAACAGCCAGUAUUACUUUAGGAACUCAGGAAAAUAUCUCUCCCAUCUAAUCCUCAAAUGGGGUGUGUGAGGUGGAGAUGUAUUUAGUUUUUAAGUUACAUGUAUUAGGAGUUGGAUCAGAUCCAACACUUUGAGCAGAAACAGUGCAACCACAGGUUGGAAAUUCAGCAUUGGAGUUCUGGAAACUCUUAUUUGUUGUAACAUGUAAUCUCUGCAGUUCAGUAGAUUGGUCUUUAUUGUGCACUUUGAUAGCUCUGCAGCCAUUAUCUCUUUUUUUUAAAAAAAAAAUUCACAUUUUGAUGCUAUUCUUGUUUACACUUUGGUCAGCUUCCUUUAUAACUUUGUGUAUUGUAUUAUUGCUUUUAUACAUUUUAUGUAUAUGUGUGGAGUGGGGAAAGAAGUAUGGAGUGCAAAACAAACCAUGUACUUUUAAAAAUUCUGAUCCAAAAGGAUUGUACAAAAGUGUUCAAAUGCUGUGUUUUACACUGUUACAAUAAGUUAAAUUUUAGCAAAAGCGGUUGCAAAUGUAUUAAUGUUAUUUGAAACACAGGGUUUUCUUCUAA
Messenger RNA from Anolis carolinensis (green anole), 10141 nucleotides. Its product is annotated as USP6 N-terminal-like protein. The transcript is spliced from 15 exons. Lineage: Eukaryota; Metazoa; Chordata; Lepidosauria; Squamata; Anolidae. The record is from RefSeq and is a predicted model, not a curated record. The coding region runs from base 558 to 3296 and encodes 912 amino acids.